AUGAAGGUGGAUGCAGAGUCUCUGAGUCGUUUCAUAUUCCUAGAAGCGGAGCAUGCGUACUGGUUGGGACAACUAAUUCAGAGCACCGCUAAGGGUUUGUGUGGGUCGAGAGCUAUGAAGGGUCGAAAGAUCUCUGUAUCUCAUUUUGCGAAUCACUUCGGUGGUGGCCUGAAGAUUUUGGAGGAGACAAAGGGUGGAAGGAGUUUUUACGUUCUGGUUCCGCGGGACCCGACCGGCUUGAGCAUCCUCAUCAACAUGCUCCUUGCCAUCCGUGGUCGUCCUACGGUUGAAAGAUCACCCCUAAAACGCUCCGCCUUUGUGGAACCAGGAAGAUCGUAUGCUUCGGCACUCAAAGAUGGCUUGAUAUUUAAGACAUGUACUUGCAGAUCUGUUAAGUCAGGGGAGAUAAUUUUUAUUGAGGCUAUUGAAGAUGGCGUUGAAGAUAGGACUUUUUUAGGUUGA
Messenger RNA from Linum trigynum, 462 nucleotides. Lineage: Eukaryota; Viridiplantae; Streptophyta; Magnoliopsida; Malpighiales; Linaceae. The record is from the annotation of a GenBank genome assembly.